UUGCUGCUAUCAUUAUGGUUUGAUGCUGUUUUCAUAAGAUUUUUAAGAUAAAUCAGUGAAAAAUGUUCGGAAAAUCAAAGAAAAUAGUGUCCGUGGCAUAUAAAGAAAAGCUUCUAGCGGAAAUCGCUCACUACGAGAAACGCAUAGAAGAAGCGUUGAAUAAGCCAAAGUCAAAUUGCUUUGCAGAUGAAAGCUUUGAAGAAGAUGUGACCAACCCGUACGAGUUCAAGCUCCAACUGUCACAUUAUGAACUGAAGCAGCGGGAAGCCAGCUUGAGCGACCGAGCCAGCAUGACUCUGGAACUGGCCAAUUUGACUAUCAUGCAGUCCAAGGACAAUGUUAUGGUCACACCACCUGAAGUCAGGAAACCAGUGCAUGAGGAUGGUGUUUGGCACAAGGUGGAAGCGAAGUGCAAGAUUGAUCUUGUCUCCUACACUAUCACCUUCUACGCUCACAAGCCGUACCGCAAAUUCGCGCCGACCCGCUAUAGGAACGUAGCAGUAACUCUGGCGAAGCCGGCUCAUCAAAAAGAGCUAGCACAGAGUAUACUACCCAAGCUGCAGCUACCCAACCUUGCUCUGCAGGUGUUACAGAGUUACGCUACAGCGUUCCGUUCCCGCCGCACCACGAUGCUGGAACUUGCCGAGACAUACGCCGACAAAUUGAAGAUGGAGGCCAUGCCGGAAGGUGGGUACCGCGUUCGAUUUCUGGACCUGCUGCAAGUGGACUGGACCUUAGAGAACCUCUGGUCCCCCAUCGUGCCCUUCUUCCAUCGCAUGAAGUUCGAACUGGAGUACAUGCCAAAAGACUACAUCGGCCGCAUUGGCAAGCUCUACAAGCAAUUCAAGGACCCCUCAUUAGAGACCUCGGACCGGACCUCCAUACUGUCCAAGAUCUUCGACAUCUGCCUGCAAGCUGCUGGACCAGCCAGGGAGAUGCAGGAGACCUUUGAAUCAGACCCCGAGACCGCUGGGCGCCUCCACGAGCGUCGGACAACAAUCGAUCAAGAACCGGAAGUGCCUAACGUGGAACAAUCGCCGAAAAAGCCUUCUGGCAAAGAGAAUAAGCCCCAAAAUCGAAAAACAGACAUGGCUCCACCUAAAACCAUACCUAAGAAAGCUAAGAAGAGUAAACCUAAUCAGGAAAAUACGGAUGAGAGUCGGAAAAGCGUUAAAAGAUCUAUUGAGAGUAAUAAUAGAAAUGAUGCUAAAAAAUCAAGAACUGAUGGUGAUAAUAAAAAAAGUAAAGCUGGAUUAAAAGGAGGUAGUACUAUUCAAGAUAAGGAGGAAACAGGAGCUGGUGUUUACAAAGUUCAAAAAAUAAAUGACAAACAAGAACUCAAUACGGAGAAAGACGUCGGUUCGGAAAUUAAUGGACAGAAAAAGAGUUGUGGUAAAACGACGACGAAAACUGUAAAAGAAACUGCCAAAGGUACAGUUGAUCCUGUCAGUAAUGCCGCGAAAAAGGCAGAUGGCAAAAUUAUUAAAUCUAAAAUAUUAAGUAACGCCGAAGUUCGUAGUAAAAAUACCAACAAGAAUGAAGAUGGAUAUAAGAAUAGCAGUGAGGCUAGUUCAAAAGUUACGAAGAAAAGAGUCGAGAAAAAUAAUGCAAACAAAGUUAAUUCUAAAGAUACGAAUACAGAAGGUGACGCUGGAAGAUCUAAAAAGGAAACUGAAAACACGGCAAAGAUUCAACCUACUGUUAAAAAUACUGUCAAGUCUAAAGAUAAGAAUAAGGAAAACAAUACUGUAAGAUCUACAAAUUCAGAAACUACAACAAAUACUAAGAACGACAAGAAAGUGGGCAGUUCCAAAAAGGAUGAUGCAAAUAUUGGGAGUUCAAAACGCGUAGGAACGAAAACAACUGAAAAUGCUGAAGGUGUUACUUCGAAAGUGAAAAAUACUGUAAGUGAUGUUGGUAUUUCCAAAAGGGCUACAUAUACCAAGGUCGAUAAUACAGAGGAAAAUGUAACUAAUAAGAAAAGGGUUAAUGAAACGGAAACGGUUAGUAGGGCAAGUUCUAAAUCAGCGGCAUCGGGAAAAAAUAAACCCGCUUCAAGAAACAUCAAAGAUAUUGAACAAAAUGGAGUUUCCAAAAAGGAUAUUAAUAAUGAUGAAAAAGAUACAAAUUUAGAGGGUGCCGUAGGGAAGGCUGCAGACAAAACUACAAGCAAUGUCAUUAAAAAACCUAAAGACAACAUGACAAAGCCAAAAGAUGUAAAAAAAAGUGAGGUCAAUAAUAAACUUGUUACGAAAGGAAAUAAUGUCAAAAAUACAAAAUCUGGUGAAGUAUCUGAAAACAGCAAAGUUGUUAAAGAAAAGCAAAGGGAAAGUGCUAAAAUUACUACUAAAGGUAAUACAGACAAAGUAAAGGCUCAAGUAGAAGGGAAAAGAAAAGUUAACCCUAAAAGUACUGAACAGAAAUCUGGUAAUGAUGAUAAUAAAACAACAGUUGAUAAAACAUUUACACAAACAGUUACAAAUGAUGAACAAUCAGAGAAAACUGGUGACGUACUAGCAAAGAAAAGAGAAACUACAGAACAAGUAACUAAGAACAUAGAAAAUAACAAUGUACAGCCUAAUAAAUCUACAACCAAUACAGAGAAAUAUAAUGAAACCGUAAAUACAAGAAUUUUAAAAGAAAAAACUAAUAGCGAUGAAAACUUAGAAAAAGCUGUUGGAAAGAACAAAAUUACUCAAAAUAAAACAAAUCAGAAAACAAAUAACGUGCUUAAUGUGACUAUCAGUAAAUCCAAAAUCAUACCUUUAUCAAAAAUACCAGCAGAAAAACAGAUAAAAAUCGCAGAUAAGUUAAAAACGAAGAUACCAAUGCUGAAAAAUAAAAUGACGUUUUCUUCACUGAGUAACAAACUAGGAAUGAACAAUGCAGGGAAAAAUAGUAACGGAGUGGGAAGGCCUAAGAUUCCACAGAAGAGUUUGCACGUUUUCAAGAAAUCCGCUAAGAAUCCGCCUACUAGAUUUAGCCCACGAAAACCGCCAACAUUCAAGCCGUCAUCCAAAGAGUUUACGAACAAGUAAAGAAGAAUUCAGAGACAAGCUAAUCGGUCAAUAUUACAAGCAUCAAUUACAAUAGGGCAUGGAGACUAUAUAAAGGAGCCAAAUCUCUAUGUAUGAAAAGUGUCCAUCAAAAAACAGUAAUUAGGCGGCGCCACCAUACACCAAAAUACUACCAAAAACAACCUACGUAAUUUGGUCGGGUUAUUUGUUGCCUUAUGGUUCAUGUUAUACUCAUGCCCCAGAGCCUAACUAGCGCCACCGGAGAGAUUAGGAACUAUUAUUUAAAGCUGAAAGCGGUCACUUUUGCAAAAAUUCUGCCAUAAGAGAUUGGCAUCCUUUCUAUACCAUCCAUAAAUAGGGUAUUUGACUACUAGUCAAAUCAGUUUCUUUUUUCGAACUGUCAAAACGAUUUUGCUACUAUGGAAUUUAUAUGAAACACUAGCAUGUGACGUCACAAUCAAAUUACCUACUAUUUAAAAAAAAUAUACGGGUUUUAAAAUAGAAAUUGUGUCUAAAAAUAACUGCUGUCUACGUUUCUCUAUUAAUCUUCUGGUGCUUCAUUUCAUGCGUGGCAAAGAUAGAUAUAACUCCGUAAUAGAUGGAUACAGUCUAAGGAAAAAACGUGCCUCGAAAAUCAAGAAAAUUUGAUUCUCGUUCAGAGGGCGCUACUAGCUUUGGCCAACUGUCGUAUAGAUGGCGUUGACGGUUCCGUUUGUUAUUUAACAAUUUUAACGUAUAUCAGUGAAAGAACAUGGGUCAAAAUCAUAAAAAUAAUUAAUGCAAAUAAAAAAAAUCAUUUAUCCAUAUCUAAAUACAUUUUAUCGUAUUUUUAAAAAUAUUUAUUUUUAGUUUUAAAGUGUGUCGACAGAUGGCAGUGAAUUUACUGGGGUUACAAAAUUUACUAUGACAGUAACGCUCUAGUAUCAGUUACUCUAUGAUCCGAUUGAUUAGAUAGAAAUUGUGUUUAAAAAUAACUGAUCUAUGAAAUAAAACUAUGAAAACGGAUUAUAUCGCGUAUAUUGAAUUUAUAAUACAUCCCGACGUUUCGAACUC
This is a messenger RNA of Cydia strobilella, 4070 nucleotides long. RefSeq names its product remodeling and spacing factor 1-like. The record is from RefSeq and is a predicted model, not a curated record. The coding region runs from base 63 to 3038 and encodes 991 amino acids. The transcript has 9 exons. NCBI's taxonomy places the organism in Eukaryota, Metazoa, Arthropoda, Insecta, Lepidoptera, Tortricidae.